Prosopis cineraria is the source of this 3548-nucleotide messenger RNA. RefSeq lists its product as uncharacterized. The record is from RefSeq and is a predicted model, not a curated record. The transcript has 2 exons. NCBI's taxonomy places the organism in Eukaryota, Viridiplantae, Streptophyta, Magnoliopsida, Fabales, Fabaceae. Bases 211 to 2142 code for a protein of 643 amino acids.
UUCACAGUUCCCCACGAAAACAAGAACACCAAAAAAAAAAAAAAAGAAAGAAAAGAAAAUCAUUGACCUUCGUCAUCGUUGUCAUCGUUUUAUUAUAGUCAACCAAUUCUCUCACCAGAAUGUUAUCCAUUUCUUCUUCCUUCUCUGACUCUCGUUCUGCCUGUGGCCACCGCUCUUCAAUCUUCAAUUUUUCUCCUUGUAUCUUCAAAAAUGGAGCUUGUACCGUAUCCAGACCCCAACUCCGAUUCUCCGGCAUGGCAGGACAUGUUCCGGUCCGCUUCUAUCAGAGAACCGUUGUCUACUCCAAAAUCCGAUUGGCCGCCGACUGCCGUUGACCCGGUCAAGAAAUCCACCCUCUCCGGUGAUUCCCAGGUACGCCUUGCUCUCUACAUCGCCAUGGCUCAUGCUGGAAUUGCCUUCGCCAUUUUUGUGGUUUACGCUGCUUACAAGCUCUUGGAAGGAUAUGUCAGGCCCCUUCAGUGGGCUGUGCUCUGUUCCAUACCUCUUAGGGGUAUCCAGCAGACCCUUGUUUCGUUCUGGUCGGAGCCCUUGAAAUUAGGCCUCACAGAGACUGUACUAGCGAUUCCUUUUGCCAUAUUUAGAGUUUUCAUUGGUACUCUGGUUGAAAUUCGCGAAGCUUCUUUGCGAGUUCUUCUCAGAAAAUCAAAAGAAUCUCAGAACCCGAGGAGGAACCGUAGUGGAUUUUCUAAUUUACUUCGUUUGCUUGUGUCUUUUGGCAUAUUUGUUGUUGUAUAUGAAGGGCUUGGUGGUUUUGCUUCUCUUUGUCUUCUUGGAUUUGGCUUCUUGUUUAGCUCUAAAAAUGUAGAUUCGAUUAUGUCAACAUCAUCUUCCUUUAGGAGCAGUGGCAUCUGGCAUACUGCCUUUUUCAUGCGAGGAGUACUGAAAAGAUUGAAAACCAUUGUAGCAAUUGGGUUGAUUGUUGGUAUGAUAAUUGGGUUUCUGGCUGGUGUGAUAUUCUUCUCGUACAAGAUUGGGGUCGAAGGAAAAGAGGCAGUAAUUUCACUGAAACUACAUGUAGAGGAGAGCAAUCUUACGGAGAGAAUUGGGGUCAAGAAGUGGAUGGAUGACAACGAUUUUCCUGGAUUAGUGGAUAGGUACACUUCUAAGUAUUAUGAGACAGUUUCUCAUCAGAUAGAUGUAUUGGCAAUGCAAUACAAUAUGACUGAGGUCGUGACUGGUAUUAAGUACUUUGCUAUAAGCAAUUCAGCUAACUCUUCAAUAAUAACUUUAACAGCUCCAGAGAAACGCUCAGCAAUAGCAUACACAGAUAGGUUUCUGAGAUUGAGGACUCGGGUUAAAAAUCGAGAAUGGAGCAUGAUUUACACAGAGCUGGAUACCCUUUUGAGAGAACUCAUAAUCACAAGGGAGGACUUAGUUGAGAAGGCAAAAGCAUUGGCUGUCAAGGGAAUGGAGGUAUCUCAACGUGUGCUUGCUAGCAGUAAAACUGUGCUUGGAAGUGGUGCGAAAUUCAUGUUCUCCAUUGUCCAUUCCAUAAUUUCUGGAGCUGCAGAGGUUUUCAAUUUUGUGUCUCAGUUAAUGGUAUUCUUCUGGGUUUUGUACUAUCUCAUGACAUCAGAGUCAGGUGGGGUGACACAACAAAUUAUGCACAUGUUUCCUAUUUCAAGCUCAGCUAGGGACAGAUGUGUUGAAGUUCUGGAUAAGGCCAUUUCAGGAGUCCUUUUAGCUACUGCUGAGAUUGCAUUUUUUCACGGAUGUCUCACUUGGCUUUUAUUUAGGCUAUGCAGAAUUCAUUUCUUGUACACGUCAACCAUUCUUGCCUUCACAUGUUCUCUGCUACCAAUAUUCCCAUCUUGGCUGGCAACAAUUCCAGCAGCUAUGCAACUAUUGCUAGAAGGAAGAUAUAUAGAGGCCAUUAUUUUGUCUGCUGUUCACCUUUUCCUCAUGGACUAUGGUGCAUCUGAAAUCCUAGAAGAUAUACCAGGGCAUAGUCCAUAUCUUACUGGGCUUAGCAUCAUUGGAGGAAUGACUCUAUUUCCAUCUGCUUUAGAGGGGACAAUUAUGGGGCCAUUGAUUACUACAGUUAUGAUUGGUCUGAAGGAUUUGUAUGCUGAAUUUGUUUUGGAAGAACCAAAAGACAGUGGCAAGCAGAAUGCAUCCUAAGCCUCUACCUGUGUCCUUAAAAGCAGCAAUUUAUACAGACAUUCCUUGCAUCUACAAUUGGCCCAAAGAACUGGCAGCACCGAGGUGAGUUUGCCAAUGAAUUUCACACCUAAAACAUUCAUUCGAUUUUUUAUCAGCUCUGGCAGUUAUCUAAGGUGCAAGGAGUGUGCUUCCAUUAAAACACUUGUCUGCAACUUCAUUGUUCAUUGUUCUUUGCAGCUCUGUCGCUGGAGUUUGUCUCUAGGCUGUUGAUUUGUUCACAAUUGAUAAUUUUUUAAUAUUCAUGUCAAUAAUCUGGACUAGCUGGCCUAUUGUACAUCACGCGAAAUUGAAAAAUAAGUUGCAUUGUUCUUACCUUAUGAACAACACAACUUACUAUAAUUUUGUAUUCUAUAUUGGUGUAUUAAUUAUUGUUAAAUGGGCCUUCUAGUUUUUUUACCCUGAUUCUUCAGUUUAGAAGUCAUCACUUGUAAAAUUUAUUCCUAUAUGUCAGAAAUUUUCUUCAUCAUUGUACAAAAAGUAGAAAGUAAAAUAUCUUAUAAGCUUGAUGGAAAUAUGUUGCCUUCAAGUUUCUUGGAUUCAGCGAUUUGAGACCGAUUGUUCAUUUCUCCCGGCCAGGGUAUACCGGGUACCCACAAAGUUACUUCAAUUACAAAACACUUCUGCAUUAUUUAUCCUUUUUUACAGCUCGUGCUGUUUUGGAAUUAUAAGAACUUUAUGUGAUUUUCUAAACCUUCUAUGCACUGGUAAUUUUUUUCACAAAAAAAAAGGACAAACAAACAAACUGUUAUCAUAGCAAGCAGAUAUUUGAUUAAGCUACUAGGCAAGGGGCAUGAUUAGGCGACUUCAUACUUUCUUUUGACUUCAAAGAUGUUGAGGUUAUCUAGCAAUGCAUUAUUGUUUAAAUAUGUUAAUUAACAUUGAUCCAAGCAUCCAAACACACAUUAUAUCAAGAUGGUUUGAACUUGAAGUAAGAGUUGGGAAAACGAGCAACAUCUAAAUGAGCUCCCAUUUUGCUAACCCAACUUGUGAUGUUUUGGCAAGUCGGGCCCAUGGGCGCAACCAUAUUAUCACCUCUAGUUUGUACCCUGAAACAUUCAUCAAGAUCUCACACUACUCUUAUCCCUUAAGUUAGUUUCAUGUGACUCUCAUUUUAACUCUUUAGUUUCACAUAUAUUUAAGACUAUUGUUUUUGUCUUGCUAACCUUCACUUGUAUAUCUUGGCUUCUGACGAUCUACUCCUGUGAUUAUGAAAUGUUGGACGGCAAAUAUUGAUUAAAAGAGGGAGAAAAUUUUAACAGGAUACAAAAUGGCAUAUGGAGAUUAAAGAAAGAUGCAUCAUCUGAUAUUUAGAUGCACUUUCAUUUCCUUCUGGCUGAAAUGUUGGUGCCUUGUGGUGCAAAGAA